Molecule: messenger RNA, 1590 nt
Organism: Camelina sativa (false flax)
Lineage: Eukaryota; Viridiplantae; Streptophyta; Magnoliopsida; Brassicales; Brassicaceae
Source: RefSeq, a predicted model, not a curated record
AUGCCUUACAAACAACGCAAGAUUUUCAACUUUCAAAGGCUACACCUAGAAGAGCCUGAUAUUCAAAAGUAUACUUUGAUUGAGAUAGAGAAGAUAAUGCACCAGUAUGAGCACUCACUAACUGAGUUCGAAGAUAUGCCACAACUAGAAGUCGACGUUUUAAAGGAUCUAGGUAACAGCUUGUUAAAUGAAGAAUCAAGAUACAAUGUACAAAAGGAGAAAAAAGAUCACAACAAACUUCUAAGCAGUCUAAAUGUUCAGCAAAAGCAGGUUUAUGAUGCAGUUAUGGAGUCAGUUGAAAAUGGUUUGGGAAAAUUAUUCUUCUUAUAUGGUCCUGGUGGAACAGGGAAAACGUACCUUUAUUCAACCAUCAUUUCUGAGUUGAGAUCAGAAAGAAAAAAUUUUCUCCCUGUUGCUUCAUCAGGCAUCGCAGCAUUGCUUCUACCUGCAGGAAGAACGGCACAUUCACGCUUUAAAAUUCCGAUGGAUCUCAAUGAAGAUUCAUUAUGUCAUAUAAAGCCAGGAACGAUAUUAGCAGAACUAAUAGAGAAAACUGAUCUUAUCAUAUGGGAUGAGGCGCCCAUGGCACAUCGGUACGCAUUUGAGGCGGUUGACAGAACAUUACGAGACUUGAUGUCCAUGAAAAAAUCAAAAGCUAAAGACCAACCUUUUGGAGGCAAGACUGUAAUACUAGGUGGGGACUUCAGACAAACACUACCAGUUAUUCCACAAGGUUCUCGAGCUGAUACAGUAUUAGCAUCAAUUAAACAAUCAUACUUGUGGGACUCUUGCAAAGUUUUCUCCCUAAAAAAGAACAUGAGACUUCAAGAAUCACAAGGAAACUUCGCUGCAUGGCUACUAAGUGUUGGAGAUGGAACUGCACCUACAAAUGAGACAAAAGAUGUCAACGAAGAUGAUGGUCAGAUGGUAGUAGUUGAUCCUAAAUUCAUAAUGCAAUCAACUGGAGAUCAUUUACAAGAUAUUUUUAAAGCCACAAAUGCAGAGAACAAGUUAUCAAAAAGCACAUAUGCAAGCGUUACAGAGAGAGCAAUCCUAACUCCACGAAAUGAGACAGUUGAUGAGAUUAAUACAUACAUGUUAGAACAUCUACCAGGAACAUCGAAGGAGUAUCUCAGCUUAGACAGUAUGGGCAAGGGUGACACAGUAAAUACUGCCUAUGAGUCUCUAUAUAUUGUUGAGUAUUUCAACUCACUAGAGUUCCCAGGACUACCAAAACAUCAGUUGGCUUUGAAAGUAGGAGCUCCAAUAAUGCUGAUUCGCAACAUUAACCAAAAAGAAGGUCUAUGCAAUGGCACAAGAUUAAUUGUAACACGUUUGGGAAAAAGACUGAUUGAGGGCGAAAGAGUCACGGGCACACACGCUGGUCAAAAAGUGAUUUUGCCACGGAUAAUCUUAUCGCCACCUGACUCAAAGCAUCCUUUCACACUUCGAAGACGUCAAUUCCCAGUCAGAGUAUGCUAUGCAAUGACAGUUAACAAAACCCAAGGACAAAGCUUAAAAUCAGUUCUUCUCUUUUGCCUCAACCAGUUUUCAGUCAUGGUCAGUUGUAUGUGGCGCUCUCACGUGUAA